AUGCCCCCAAGGACUAUUAUGUGGUGUAAAGGACGUGAAAGUAAAGGAGAAUUUAAAGAUGAAAAUGCUAAGCUCAUGGCGGAUAAACUAAUGGAACGUCAAAAGCAGAUAAAAGAUGGAGACAUAAAUGUUGAACCCGUCAUGGAUUCCAUUACCUUAGUUUUUGGCAAGGAACAGGGUGGAUUUAUAAAAGGGUGUCAGCACGGAGUCACAAUAGAUAUUUCAAUGUUCCUCGCAUCAAAGGAUCUUCUAAGGAGGAAAUUAAAGUUCUUAAAGUUGCACUGUAGAAUGGAAAACUUGAGCUUGAUAAAAAAAGAUUCUAAACUCAAGGAUUUUUCUACAAAGGUUAAUGAACAAGAUGAAACACUAAAGCUAGUUUUGGCUCAUCUUACUGCAAAAGGAGCGAACUUUCCAAAUUUGCCUCAAACACUUGUAAUUGCAAAACCUACCAAGAAACCAAUUCAAACCAAAUAUGCAACUACAACUCCCGAUACACAAUUGCCUUCCCUGAAAUCUGCAACACCAGCAAAUACAAAACCCACCAGAAAAGCUGUUGAGUAUAAGACUUCCACUAUCAAUCCCGAGACACCAAUAGUUUCACCAAAAAAAAACCUUCACCAGCCAAUCAAGUGUAGUCUAUCAUAUUCAGAUAAAAGGAACAUCGUUGCUCAUGUUACUGCUCACUUAUCAUCAGAAAGACAAUUCAUUCAUUGA
Molecule: messenger RNA, 714 nt
Organism: Lactuca saligna
Lineage: Eukaryota; Viridiplantae; Streptophyta; Magnoliopsida; Asterales; Asteraceae
Source: the annotation of a GenBank genome assembly